Molecule: messenger RNA, 1332 nt
Organism: Bombus pyrosoma
Lineage: Eukaryota; Metazoa; Arthropoda; Insecta; Hymenoptera; Apidae
Product: monocyte to macrophage differentiation factor 2
Exons: 5
Coding region: 524-1315 (263 amino acids)
Cellular component (GO): membrane
Molecular function (GO): pore-forming activity
Source: RefSeq, a predicted model, not a curated record
AUUGGCCUUCAUAUUGGUUAGUCGCAGUGGUUAAAGAACGUUUGGUUCAGUAUUCAGUAGUGCUGCGACAACGAUAGCGGUAGUGUUAAUGAUGAAUGAAUAAAUCAUUUAAUAUAAGAGACAUAUUAGUUCUGUCAAUAUUUAAUAUUUUAUGUGUAUAAUUUAAAAAUAUGAAGCAUGAGGUAAAAAAGAAAUAAGUAUCGCGUAAAUUAAUAAUUUACGUUAAUCAUUAAACUGAUUUGUUGCAUUGAGGUUUCAUGUACUUAAAAUUGCUGAAUUCCUGGGAAAUAUGGAUAUGUUUGGUCUUCAUCAAUUCGUUGCAGCACCAAUAAAAAAUCUUUUUCGAUUUCAACGCAUUAAAGAUAGAAUUAAAACUUUGCAUGCAUUGGAAAUUUUAAUUGGGCCUAUUUAAAUGAAAUGCAUUGCUAUUCUGCUUAUAAGUGGACAAAGAAGUAAUUUCAUCAAGUAAUGUUAUCUAUAGAAGAUCCAAUUUGUAUGGAUACUGAACUAUUAAAUCUUUACAAUGUUUUGGAAUAUAUGGAACGUGUAUUAUCAUCAAAUAAUAAAAUGGAUGAAUCCUCCAGCAUGUAGUAACGAAGCAUAUAUACCUACUUCUGUAGAACACAUGGCAAAUGUAGCUACUCAUGGGAUUUGGGUUGUACCAUCAGUUAUAGGUAGCUUGGAAUUGGUUCGCCGCUCUAUGACAUGGACCCAAUUGGUAUCAGCUUAUGUAUAUGGCACAUCCUUGAUUCUUAUUUUUACGGUCUCAACAUUUUUCCAUAGUGUACAUUACUGCAAUAAUAACAGACACCUUAAAGAAACACUUCAUCGUUGUGAUCGUGCCAUGAUUUACAUUUUUAUUGCUGCUAGUUAUUUUCCUUGGUUAAAUGUAGAUCACUUCCCAAAUGAUGAAUUAUUAUUUACAAUGCGUUAUGCUGUUUGGAUUAUGGCAAUAUUGGGUAUACUGUAUCAACAAAUCUUCCAUGAACAAUAUAAAAUGUUAGAAACAAUUUUUUAUUUAAUUAUAGGAAUUGGUCCUAGUUAUGCAAUUAUUAAUGCGUAUCAUCAAUAUAACAUUACUGAAUUAAAAUUGGGAGGACUGUUUUAUAUUUUUGGUAUUGCGUUUUUUAAAUCUGAUGGAAGAAUACCAUGUGCACAUGCAAUUUGGCACCUUUUUGUUGCUGUAGCAGCUGGUUUUCAUUAUUAUGCCAUACUAAAUCAUGUCUUUCCUGCAGUCUGUCUUUCAGAUAAUUUUAUGACAGCAGAUGUAUCAUCAUUACCAAAACUGUUAAAAUCUCAUAUUGAAGAGUUAUAAAAUCGAAUUUUUUAUUA